Messenger RNA from Odobenus rosmarus divergens (Pacific walrus), 2290 nucleotides. It is a transcript of the gene MTCH1, whose product is annotated as mitochondrial carrier 1. The coding region runs from base 385 to 1503 and encodes 372 amino acids. NCBI's taxonomy places the organism in Eukaryota, Metazoa, Chordata, Mammalia, Carnivora, Odobenidae. Gene Ontology annotation, cellular component: membrane; mitochondrion. Gene Ontology annotation, biological process: positive regulation of apoptotic process. The transcript has 12 exons. The record is from RefSeq and is a predicted model, not a curated record.
GCGGAGAAAACUCACCAAGCCGGGGAGGGGGCUUGGAAGCGCCUCAGACCAUAUUGGGGGCGUCUGGCUGGCACAACCGUCGAGCCCCGCCCCCGCCGCCUUCGGGGGGGUUCGCGGGGGAGCGCCCGGGCCGGCGGCAGCCUUCACACUCCCGGAACUCCCGGCCCGUGCCGCCCGCGACCACUGACCCCCGGGUUGCAACCCAGCCUUGGGUCAGGCCCCAAUCCCGCCCGCGGGCCGCAUCAGCUCGUACCACCCUCCGCGCCACAUACCCACGCUCCCCCGCAGCCGCGAGUGGUGCGGCCCGGCCCCGCCCCCUGACGCCUGCUAGGGGCGGAGCGCCCUCCCGUCACGUGACGGGGAGUGACCUCGCCGCCCGGCGCCAUGGGGGCUUCGGACCCGGAAGUGGCGCCCUGGGCUCGCGGCGGUGCCGCGGGGAUGGCGGGAGCCGGAGCAGGAGCGGGAGCUCGCGGCGGAGCGGCGGCGGGGGUCGAGGCUCGGGCUCGCGAUCCGCCGCCCGCGCACCGUGCACACCCGCGCCACCCUCGGCCUGCGGCACAGCCCUCCGCCCGCAGGAUGGACGGCGGGUCCGGGGGCCUGGGCUCCGGGGACAACGCCCCGACCACCGAGGCUCUUUUCGUGGCGCUGGGCGCUGGCGUGACGGCGCUCAGCCACCCGCUGCUCUACGUGAAGCUGCUUAUCCAGGUGGGUCAUGAGCCGAUGCCCCCCACCAUUGGGACCAAUGUGCUGGGGAGGAAGGUCCUCUAUCUGCCGAGCUUCUUCACCUAUGCCAAGUACAUUGUGCAGGUGGAUGGGAAGAUAGGGCUCUUCCGAGGCCUGAGCCCCCGACUGAUGUCCAACGCCCUCUCCACGGUGACUCGGGGCAGUAUGAAGAAGGUUUUCCCUCCAGAUGAGAUCGAACAGGUUUCCAACAAGGAUGACAUGAAGACUUCUCUGAGGAAAGUAGUGAAGGAGACCUCCUACGAGAUGAUGAUGCAGUGUGUGUCCCGCAUGCUGGCCCACCCCCUGCAUGUCAUCUCAAUGCGCUGCAUGGUCCAAUUUGUGGGACGGGAGGCCAAGUACAGCGGUGUGCUGAGCUCCAUUGGGAAGAUUUUCAAAGAGGAGGGGCUGCUGGGAUUCUUUGUCGGCUUAAUCCCUCACCUCCUGGGAGAUGUGGUUUUCUUGUGGGGCUGUAACCUGCUGGCCCACUUCAUCAAUGCCUACCUGGUGGAUGACAGCUUCAGCCAGGCCUUGGCCAUCCGGAGCUACACCAAAUUUGUGAUGGGGAUUGCAGUGAGCAUGCUGACCUACCCCUUCCUGCUGGUUGGUGACCUCAUGGCUGUGAACAACUGCGGGCUGCAGGCCGGGCUCCCCCCGUACUCCCCCGUGUUCAAGUCUUGGAUCCACUGCUGGAAAUACCUGAGCGUGCAGGGCCAGCUUUUCCGCGGCUCCAGCUUGCUUUUCCGCCGGGUGUCAUCAGGAUCGUGCUUUGCCCUGGAGUAACCUGAAUCCCCUGAAAAAACACCGUGUCUCAGCCUCGCCACUGCGGGUGGGGCCUGAUCAUCUCGGGCACCUGUCAGAUGAGUCCAGCCCGGCCAGCGGGGCUUCAGUUUCCAUAUUUGCCGUGUGUCUGUCCAGCAGUGGGGGUCGGGUGGUGGGGGAGGCUGCACCCAGUGGAUGGGUUACCUGUUAGACCUGGGGAAGGUGGGGUGGGGCUAGGGAAUUGGGGCAGAACCCCCUUCCUUCACAGAUUUACCGAGUCUGUCCUAUGCAAGGGGUCAGAGAAUGGCUCGUGGAGGCCCAGGUAGGAUGGGAAGAGGCUCACGAAGUCAGAUCCCACCCCCCCCCCCCCCCCCCCCCCCCCCCCCCCCCCCCCGCAGUCAGCCCCAGCCAUCAUUCUGCAGCUCAGCUGGGAGCCUGCUCUCCUGCUUGUAAAUAGGGCGUGGUCCCCUUGCACGAGGCCACCAUCAUGUGCAGGCCUGUGCUAGGAAGCUCUUGCUAGGUGCUGCCUUCAUGUUUCUCAACACUACUCCUCUGACACAGAGGCGGCACUUUCUGAACGGGAAAUCACGUGACUGCUCCAAAUGUGUCUCCCUCGUCAAAUGCUCGUGGGUUUCGUGGUGAGGCUUUACGUACAGGAUCUGGUUCCCUGCGCAGUUGUGAACACCCGGAAGUUAGGCAGGCCAGUGUCUCUCGUACUAUUCGGUUUAAAAGUUCCCGAUAAGAUCUGACCUUGUCUCCCUCAAAUAAAUGUAUUGGUGGUGAUUUGGAGUUUUGUGGGGAGCGUGUU